Molecule: messenger RNA, 1342 nt
Organism: Sardina pilchardus (European sardine)
Lineage: Eukaryota; Metazoa; Chordata; Actinopteri; Clupeiformes; Clupeidae
Product: forkhead box protein D1-like
Exons: 1
Coding region: 102-1187 (361 amino acids)
Biological process (GO): cell differentiation; regulation of transcription by RNA polymerase II; anatomical structure morphogenesis
Molecular function (GO): RNA polymerase II cis-regulatory region sequence-specific DNA binding; DNA-binding transcription factor activity, RNA polymerase II-specific
Source: RefSeq, a predicted model, not a curated record
CGGUAUUGUAAUCGGUUUCCAGAUUGUGACUGUUAGUUCUUUGAUCUCCCCUCAUCCUGGGUGGUGGGGAGCCGCUCACUUUGCGCAGCUUUUUUUUGUGAAUGAACAACUUGAAGGCGGCCGCUUCGCAAGAGCAUUUGCCUGCGUCAGAUCUCGCUCAUCCCGCCUGUUGGCGCAGGUGGCACCCGGUCGGCGCGUGGAUUAUGAUAUUGGACAGAAAAUCAAUGGAUGAGUCCGAUAUCGACGUGGUCGGAGACGGUAACAAAGACGCCAAAACUCAGAACGCCUCUCCGCUGGACAGUGCAAGGAGCGUAACGGAACCAAAGGAUGCGUCAUCAUCUCCAAGCCAUGAAGAAGAGGAUAAGGAAGAAAACAACCCGUCUGAAAAAUGUCCAACUACGGCCAGGAGUCCCACAACGGUGAAACCCCCUUACUCAUAUAUUGCCUUGAUAACUAUGGCAAUCCUCCAAAGUCCCAAAAAACGUUUGACAUUGAGUGAGAUUUGUGACUUCAUCAGCCAACGAUUUUCUUAUUACCGUGAGAAAUUCCCAGCUUGGCAGAAUUCAAUCCGACACAACCUGUCCCUCAAUGAUUGUUUUGUCAAAAUGCCACGCGAGCCGGGAAAUCCCGGUAAGGGGAAUUAUUGGACUCUGGACCCCAUGUCGUCGGACAUGUUCGAGAACGGGAGCUUUCUGCGUCGAAGGAAGCGCUUUAAACGGCAACACUUCCGUUUCAGUAUGGUGAAGGAGACGCCACUGGAGCUAACCGGCUUGCCGAGCUUUGCCUACGGUGCGUAUGGAAUGGGCACCGCGCGCUUUCAGCUCCCGUGUUUGGAGUUAUACAAUGUUGGCAUGGAGCACCACGCGGGGUCGUCCUGUUCUCCGACCAUUCCACCUGUUAGCAGCAUCUUGCCGGCGUUGUCCACUCUUUUCUCCAGAACUUCAGGUACACGGCCGAAAGCAUUCCUUCCCUCGCAGCCGCUUGCUUUUGAGUCGCUGGAUACGACUCGCGGGACUCCGGUGUCCUCAGCCCUGGUCCCGGGUUCGCCGUUUUUACCUCCGGUCGCUCUCCAUCCAGUUGGCACUCAGCAUCUUCUAAACCUGCAAGAGUACCACAAGUUUCAUUCCCUCCACAGUCCAGGCCUCGCCAAUAAACUUUUACAGCACCUUGGUGACGCCAGCACUUAGUUGUUUAAUUACAGGUACCCAAGGUGGCAUGACUUGGAACCGGUGACAUGGCGGUUUUUAAAUGUCACUGUUCAAAUAUGGUCAUUAACUCCUAUCAUUCAAAUAUUGUUGACAUUAUAUUAUUGAUUCAUCAGAGUAAAGUCAGCGAUUUUGUG